AUGGUCAUGAAAAAUACAAAACAGUCCGAGGAAGCAUGCUCUCUGAUGGUAUGUGGUAAGUGGAGUAAAGAAAAUCGAUCCAGAAUCAGUUACGUUGCAAUUUGUUCGUUACAACUUGAUAAAAUGUCCAGUGCGGGUAUUGAACGAAGUGACAGAUUAAAAAUUGUUGAUGAAGAACUUUUAUCAUUUUAUCAAUAUUGCGAACAAGCUGGAUUUUCUCAAUCGGAAAUGGAAGUUAUUUGCGCUCCGCUGACUUCAGCUUUUCGCCAGAGAGCUGUUAAAAAAAUAAUCAAAAUCGGAUUAUUCAUAACAGGAAUAAUAAUAUUUAUUUACGCAACAUCCGAAGCGUACAUGUAUAAAAAUCAUUUUUACGCUCUUUCAAGGUUAGCCAUGAUAAAAUUACUACCAUUUUGGGAUUGGACUUCAAUGUUUUAUAAAUCCUGCUUGAUAUCGAAUCCAUUUUUCAAAAGCUAUUCAUUAGAUAUGAAAGAUUGCAUUUCGUGUGAAUCGUUUGAAAAAAUCGAACGAAUAUCCGAAGUUUCAUUCAAUAAUUUGGUUGAUGAUUACAUAAGCCGAGAUUUACCGGUAAUCGUUGAGGACGCCAUGUUUUCUUGGCCGAUAAUGAACACGGAUUAUUUUUAUUUUCAAAAUAUAACGGAUGCUUAUUUGAACAACGAAAAAUUAUACGACACGGUACCCUGCGUUUUAGUAUCGAACAUAAGAACCGGAUCGAAUGAUUUAUUACCAUUUUUAAAAAGGAUUAAAAAUCCGAGAGCGGAUAAAUGGUUCGUACAUUGGCAAAAUUGCGACAUAAAUGCGGUUAAAGCACUUAGAAAAUUUUAUCAGCGUCCUUAUUUUUUAUCGACUUCGGUCGCUCCGGCUCAUUUUAAUUGGAUAUUGAUGUCUUCUGACUAUAAAACGAAUUUGUAUAAAAAACUAGAAUUAGAUUCCGGACUCAUUAUAUUGGCACAACUUCGUGGAUCGACUUCGUUCAAAUUAAUUCCUCAUCAUCCUUGUAAUGAAACAUGUCCGCAACUUAUUGAAAACCUUAAAGAAGGUGAAAUGUUAGUUUUUACAAAUUUUUUAUGGGCUUUCGAAUAUUUUCCUGGAAAACACAUGGAUAAUAUUGCUAUACUCACGGAAACUAUUUGGGAAGAUACAUUAAUAGUUUAA
Messenger RNA from Pediculus humanus corporis (human body louse), 1173 nucleotides. RefSeq lists its product as uncharacterized. Lineage: Eukaryota; Metazoa; Arthropoda; Insecta; Psocodea; Pediculidae. Bases 1 to 1173 code for a protein of 390 amino acids. The transcript is spliced from 2 exons. The record is from RefSeq and is a predicted model, not a curated record.